This is a messenger RNA of Labrus bergylta (ballan wrasse), 3467 nucleotides long. Lineage: Eukaryota; Metazoa; Chordata; Actinopteri; Labriformes; Labridae. The record is from RefSeq and is a predicted model, not a curated record.
CUUUCGCGCAGGACCUCCCUGUGUCAGGGGUGAACACCGUUAUCUUCUCCUCCUGCACCGAGUCUCUGUCACUCCACUUCAAGAGGCUGCAGAGAUAAUCAAAAGGAACCACCACGCCUGUUGCUCAAUUAAUUUACUUCUUUAACUUUGACUACUUUUUUGAAAUCCGUUCCCUGAAGAGCUGCUCGUCCAGAAGACAACUUCAUAUACAGUGUAUGACUUUUACUCCCUUUUUCUUUUGUCGCUAGAGGGAACAUUAAGACCCUCCGGGGCUCACCACUGCUUCCUGCAGGGGAGGCAAUCCAGCCCCAUUAAUCCAGCCGGUCACCCGCAGUCCGUCCGGGAACACGCACUGAACACAGCUAUGGAGUACCUCAAGUUUUGUUUUGUGUUUUCCUGCUGGAUGAAGUUUGCGACUUCUCUCUCCUCCACCGAAACACCUCAAACUCCCGCGCCCAUUCCUCCAGAAAAGUUGCUGGUCCUAACUGUUGCAACCGAGGAAACAGAUGGCUUCCUGCGCUUUAUGAAGUCUGCAAACUAUUUCAACUACACUGUGAAGGUGCUGGGAAUGGGGGACCCAUGGAAAGGUGGUGAUGUGGGUCGCUCCAUCGGCGGAGGACAAAAGGUCAGACUACUGAAGGAGGCCAUGGAGGCUCUGGCUGAGCAGGAGGAUCUGGUCGUCCUUUCUGUGGACAGCUAUGAUCUUAUCUUUGCUGGGGGGCCGGAGGAGAUUCUCAGGAAGUUCCAGCAAGCCAAUCACAAAGUGCUCUUCGCUGCAGAGGGCCUGAUAUGGCCGGAUAAGCGGCUGGCUGACAAGUACCCCUCGAUCCGCAGUGGCAAGCGCUACCUCAACUCUGGAGGUAUCAUCGGCUACGCCCCGCACAUACACAGAAUUGUUUCUCAGUGGAAUCUCCACGACAACGACGAUGACCAGCUCUUCUACACUAAACUAUACUUGGAUCCCUUAAAGCGAGAAUCUCUCAAUAUGACUUUGGACCACAAGUGCCAAAUUUUCCAGAACCUGAAUGGGGCUGUUGAUGAAGUGCUUCUAAAGUUUGCAUCAGACCGCGUGAGAGUUAGGAACACCGUGUAUGACUCUCUGCCAGUGGUUGUCCAUGGCAACGCAAACACCAAAAUGUACUUGAACUACUUGGGCAACUACGUCCCCAAUACCUGGAACUACGAGCAUGGGUGUAGCCACUGUGAUGAUGACACUGUGGAUUUGUCUCAGUUAAAAGAGUAUCCAAAUGUUCUCAUUGGAGUUUUUAUCGAGCAGCCCACUCCUUUCCUUCCUGAGUUCUUCCAGCAGCUGCUGACCCUGGACUAUCCCAAAGAUAAACUCAACCUUUUCAUCCACAAUAAUGAGGUUUACCACGAGAAGCACAUCCAGAGGUUCUGGGAUGAGAACAGGAACACGUUCAACAGCUUCAAGGUUGUGGGACCAGAGGAGAAUCUGAGCCAAGGAGAGGCCAGGAACAUGGGCAUGCAUCUUUGCCGCAAGGAUGCCACAUGCGACUUCUACUUCAGCAUCGAUUCGGAUGUGAUGCUCACCAACAGACAGACGCUGAAGCUCCUCGUCGAGCAGAACAGAAAAAUAAUUGGCCCCCUUGUCACUCGUCACAGCAAGCUGUGGUCCAACUUCUGGGGAGCCUUGAGUCUGGAUGGUUAUUACGCUCGCUCGGAGGAUUAUGUCGACAUUGUGCAGAGGAAACGUGUGGGUGUGUGGAACAUUCCUUUUAUGGCACAUGUAUACCUUGUCAAGGGCACUACCUUGAGGAAUGAGCUGAAGGAAAGGAACUUCUUUGUCCUGGAGAAACUAGAUCCUGAUAUGGCUUUGUGUAGGAAUGCAAGAGAAAUGACCAGUCACAGAGAAAAAGACUCCCCUUCUCCGGAAUCAUUCCAUAUGCUCAGGCCCCCAAAGGGUGUCUUCAUGUACAUUACAAACCGUCACGACUUCGGGAGGCUCAUUUCCACGGCCAAUUAUAACAUUUCACAUUACAACAGUGACUUGUGGCAGAUAUUUGAAAACCCAGUGGACUGGAAGGAGAAGUACAUCCACCAAAAUUACACUCAGAUUUUCACUCAGAACUACAUGGAGGAGCCCUGUCCAGAUGUGUUCUGGUUCCCAGUGUUCUCAGAGAAGGCCUGUGAUGAAAUAGUGGAGGAGAUGGAGCACUACGGGACCUGGUCUGGAGGCAGACACGAGGACAAGCGGAUCACCGGCGGCUACGAGACCGUGCCGACGGACGACAUUCACAUGAAGCAGAUCGGCUUCGACAAAGAGUGGCUGCACUUCAUCAGAGAGUUCAUAUCCCCCGUCACUUUAAAAGUCUUCUCUGGAUACUACACAAAGGGUUACGCUGUAAUGAACUUUGUGGUUAAAUACACACCUGGGAGGCAAGCGUACCUGAGGCCCCAUCACGACUCCUCCACCUUCACCAUCAACAUCGCCCUGAAUAACAAAGACACAGACUUUCAGGGUGGAGGUUGUCGUUUCCAUAGGUAUAACUGUUCCAUUAAUUCACCGAGGAAAGGCUGGAGCUUCAUGCACCCGGGACGACUGACUCAUCUGCACGAAGGCCUGCCCACCACCAACGGCACGCGCUACAUCGCAGUCUCCUUCAUCGACCCUUGAACUGAACUUUUAUGUAAAUUAGUCUCUUGACCUUGCUUUGCCUUUUUUUCUUGCCAAGUUUGUGUGUGUGUGUGUUUUUCUCCCCCCUGUCAUUUGACGUGUUGUGUCCUUACAUGUUUUGCUGAUGAUGCAAUUCUUUUUCAAGGCAAAAACUGAAAGAAAAAAUGAUGGCAUUAAAGGAAUCUCUGUCAAACAGAGUAGACGAGAAAGGGAGGUGAAACGAUAAGAAGCACAGAUUAGAAAGAAACACAUUUCCAUUAUUUGUUUUCUUUGUGAAGGUUGAAAACAUCCAGCAAAGAUGAACUGGUACUGUAACUUUAAAGCUUUUACACUGUCAUAGCCAUUAUUCAGACACACUGGUAGCUUUGCCUGCAGUUAGAUUAACUACGCUAGCAUACUCAUAGCUGCUGUGUUUCAGGUUGAAUUCACUGACUCCAUUUAUUCUGUUAACAAAUAACUGUCAUUGCUUCAAGACUGACGACUGGUGCUUUCCAUCGAUCCUCGUUCGUGCAUUAGAGAUUCAGGUCACUAUUUGGUGGAGUGCAAGUUUUUGUAAUUUAUUUAAAGUUGAAUUUGUGCCCAAUAAAAAUAACUUUAUUUUUGGAAUAUUGCACACAACAACAAAAAAAAAGACAUGGCAGAAUUCAAUAUGAGUUCUGUUUGAAUGAAGUUCAAUAUUUUUGUUUUUACUUGAAAGGAUUUUCUCUUCCCUGCUUUGAAAUGUGCUCGUUUCAUUUGAUUUCCCGAAGAAACAUUCUGCAAUUUUUUUUUUUUCUGAGAGAUGUGUGAACGUUUUUUUUUUUGUUUUUUUAACUCAGAAAAGUUUUUUUAA